Messenger RNA from Diospyros lotus (date-plum), 1293 nucleotides. RefSeq names its product endonuclease 1. Bases 145 to 1068 code for a protein of 307 amino acids. The transcript is spliced from 9 exons. Gene Ontology annotation, biological process: DNA catabolic process. Gene Ontology annotation, molecular function: nucleic acid binding; endonuclease activity. The record is from RefSeq and is a predicted model, not a curated record. NCBI's taxonomy places the organism in Eukaryota, Viridiplantae, Streptophyta, Magnoliopsida, Ericales, Ebenaceae.
AUUUUAGACUUGCACUCAAUGUGAACUCUCUCUUAUUUAUGUAUAUAAAACAAGCCUACCAUUAUGGGUCCAUUCCAUUUGCAUUUGGUGUUCCACAUUUAAGAAGCGAAGUAGAUAAGCUUAGAGAAAGACAGCUUGAGAGGGAUGGAUUUGUUCAGGGGAUUGAUGAGAAUGUCUCUGAUGUGCUCUGUUUUCUUUCUUGGUUUUGUGUUCAUUUUGGAAACCGGGGUUCAAGCUUGGAGCAAAGAGGGUCAUAUUAUGACUUGCCAAAUUGCACAGGAGCUGCUGGAGCCAGAAGCAGCACAUGCUGUUAAGAUGCUGUUGCCCGACUAUGUCAAUGGCGACUUAUCGGCUGUGUGUGUAUGGCCCGAUCAAGUAAGGCAUUGGUACAGAUACCGCUGGACGAGCCCUCUUCACUUCAUUGACACUCCUGAUGAAGCCUGCAACUUCAAGUACAAAAGGGACUGCCAUGAUCCUCAUGGAGUGGAGGAUAUGUGCGUUGCAGGUGCCAUAAGAAAUUUCACCACUCAACUCUCACAUUACAAAGAGGGAACUUCUGAUCGUCGUUAUAAUAUAACCGAGGCCUUACUAUUCUUGUCACACUUUGUGGGUGAUAUUCACCAGCCAAUGCAUGUAGCAUUCACCAGCGACGAGGGAGGUAAUACUAUAGAAUUGCGCUGGUUUAGGCACAAAUCGAAUCUCCAUCAUGUUUGGGAUAGAGAGAUCCUUCUUACUGCUGCUAAAGAUUACUAUGGAAAUGACAUGUCCCUCCUUGAAGAAAGCAUAGAGGGGAACUUCACUGAUGGAAUCUGGCACAGUGAUGUUGCAUCCUGGAAGGAAUGUAAUGAUAUUUCUGCUUGUGUGAACAAGUGGGCUUCAGAAAGUAUAAACAUAGCUUGCAAAUGGGCUUACAAAGAUGUUGAACCUGGUGUCACCCUAGGGGAUGAUUACUUCAAUUCAAGGCUUCCAAUUGUCAUGAAACGAAUAGCCCAGGGAGGAGUUCGACUAGCAAUGAUUCUAAACCGGGUUUUUGGCGAAGUAGAUGAAGAUUUGGCUGUAGCAACUUGAUUAACUGGCCCACCAGAAGGACCCAGUAAUCUCAACACAGAUCCUUCUUCAUACCAGACCAUAGGUUUGUCUCAGGAUUACAUAUCUAAACUAUGUGUAACAAUAGUUCUUGUAAGCUUACCAUUUUCCCUUUAUAUUUUUAGACUAUUGUGGACAAUUCUCAGACUCAGAACGAAUAAUGUGUAAAGAUGCAGGGAGCAAACUCUCAUGAAUAAUUAAUAGAAA